AUGGAGAAUGAUUGUAGCAAGUUUGUCCAGAAAUGCCAUAAAUGUCAAAUCCACGGAGAUCUGAUGAAGGUUCCUCCAAUAGAACUAAAUGCUAUGACGUCACCUUGGCCAUUCGCCGCUUGGGGUAUGGAUGUCAUAGGACCAAUUGAGCCAGCCGCUUUAAACACACACCGUUUUAUUUUGAUCGCCAUAGACUACUUCACCAAGUGGGUGGAAGCAGCAUCUUAUUCAUCGGUGACAAAGAAAGUGGUCACAGACUUUGUGCGCAACAACAUCAUAUGCCGAUUUGGCAUCCCAAAAUCAAUCAUAACAGACAAUCAGGCUAACCUGAAUAGCCACUUCAUGAAAGACUUGCCUUAUGCAUUGCUGGGAUACGUCACUACUGCCAGGACUUCAACUGGAGCCACCCCAUACCUGUUGGUGUAUCAUGAAGCAGUAAUACCAGCCGAAGAAGAAAUCUCUUCACUUCGAAUAAUACAAGAAGCUGAGCUGGAUGAUACUGAAUGGAUCCGCAAAAGGUAUAAGCAACUGACUCUGAUAGAUGAAAAGAGGAUGAUUGCUAUUUGCCAUGGCCAGCUAUACCAACAAAGAAUGGUGCGAACUUUCAACAAGCAUGUAAGAACUAGGGUUUUUCAAGUUGGGCAAUUGGUGCUCAAACGAAUAUUCCCUAAUCAAGAAGAAUACAAAGGAAAGUUCGCACCAAACUGGCAAGGCCUUUAUAAGGUGCGAAAGGUACUAUCAGGAGGAGCUAUGGUACUUGCGAAAAUGGAUGGUCAAGAGUGGCCAAGGGAGAUAAAUUCAGAUGCCAUCAAGAGAUACUAUGUGUGA
This is a messenger RNA of Lycium ferocissimum, 828 nucleotides long. RefSeq lists its product as uncharacterized. Gene Ontology annotation, molecular function: nucleic acid binding. Gene Ontology annotation, biological process: DNA integration. The coding region runs from base 1 to 828 and encodes 275 amino acids. NCBI's taxonomy places the organism in Eukaryota, Viridiplantae, Streptophyta, Magnoliopsida, Solanales, Solanaceae. The transcript is spliced from 2 exons. The record is from RefSeq and is a predicted model, not a curated record.